Aegilops tauschii subsp. strangulata is the source of this 1876-nucleotide messenger RNA. Its product is annotated as probable carboxylesterase 5. The record is from RefSeq and is a predicted model, not a curated record. Lineage: Eukaryota; Viridiplantae; Streptophyta; Magnoliopsida; Poales; Poaceae. Gene Ontology annotation, molecular function: hydrolase activity.
CACUAGAUUUACACUUCCUCACACAACUGCUAGCUAGCUCAAUCAAACACGAUGCAUGCAAACAAGAGUUCUCCGGUACCAAGCAACAAGAAGGAUGCCGGAGGCGAGGAGGACAUCACCGUCGACCUGCAUCCAUUCAUCCGCGAAUACAAGGGCGGCCGUGUCGAGCGCUUCCUAAGCAGCUCAUACGUGGAAGCGUCGGAGGACGCGGCUGCCAACCGUGGCGUGGCGACCAAGGAUGUUGUCGUCGACGAGAGCACCGGCGUGUCCGCACGCCUGUUUCUUCCGGCCACCGCCGCCGCAACCGGCGAGAGGCUCCCCGUCAUCAUGUACGUCCACGGGGGAUCCUUCUGCACGGAGAGCGCGUUCUGCCGCACGUACCACAACUACGUCAGGUCCCUGGCGGCACACGCCGGGGCGCUCGUCGUGUCCGUGGACUACCGUCUCGCGCCCGAGCAUCCCGUGCCUGCGGCCUACGACGAUGCAUGGGCGGCGCUUCAGUGGGUGGCGUCCCUUUCUGAUCCCUGGCUUUCCGACCAUGCCGACCUCGGGCGCAUGUUCCUCGCCGGCGACAGCGCUGGCGGCAACAUCGUCUACAACACGGCGGUGCGUGCAGCUAGCGGCGGCGAUCACAUCGGUGUCGAGGGGCUUGUCAUCGUACACCCAUACUUUUGGGGCGUCGAGCGGCUGCCCAGCUCCGAGCUAGUCUGGGACGGUGUCGCCAUGUUUACGCCGGAGCUCAUCGACAGGCUCUGGCCGUUCGUUACGGCGGGCCGUCUCAACAAGAAUGAUCCCCGGGUCAACCCUCUUGACGAGGAGAUCGCCUCGCUGACAUGCCAGCGUGUGCUGGUCGCCGUCGCCGAGAAGGACACCUUGCGCAACCGUGGGCGCCGGCUGGCGGCUCGCAUCCGCGAGUGCUGCGCGUGGGCCGAUGGUGAUGAGAAGGCGGUGACAUUGGUGGAGUCGGAGGGCGAAGACCAUGGCUUCCACCUGUACAACCCACUGCGGGCGACCAGCAAGGUUCUCAUGGAGAACAUAGUGCAGUUCAUCAACCAGCGCACCUCAUUGCCACUGCCGGCCGCUCUGCUGCCGGAGCUGCACGAGCUGCAUGCAUACGGUGGUAAGAAGAUGGACCCAUGCUGCUUGCCUAUUCUGGGCGUGCCUGCUCGGCCGUAUAUGGACGUGUUUGGUUAUGGGGUGGCCAUGAAAGCUUCGAGUGUCCCAAAAGGCAUGAGACGUACUAGUUGCUUACACGGCGGACAGGGGAGAAGAGCAUCCAAAACUAGAUAUGGGUUAUCUUUGGGCUAUGCUAUCAGGCUUAAUAACAAGACCAGCAGGAGGUUCUCCUUAUCAGCAACAGCAACACCGGGGACUUGUGUUUCUCACAACUUCAUCUAGUGCAUGAAACAUGAUGGUCUACAACUCUACAUGCAUCCAGGAUUACGGUUGUGCAUGCUCCAGUACGAGUGCAAGGAAAUGUAUGUUGUGCAUGCUCCAGUAAAAAUGCAUGCUCCAAUAAUAUUGAAGGGAAGGUAUGUAAAAAGUUAUACCGAGACCCUUAUCCAGUAUCCACCACACCACCUGCUUUGGGUCAAAGAAAUGGAUGUUGUAUUUUUUGUGUGGGGUGUAUGUUCUUCUUUCCUAUAAAUUAUGUAUGUGUAAGAUGGAUCAGGGAUGUAUGAGUAAUGUACAAUUAGUGUAUUGUCAUACAUUAAGUUUAUACAAAUUGUGUACACUAGUCCUCAACCUGUGCACUAGGACACGUACCACGGACGUGCAACUGGCAUGCAUUUUUUCAGAAAAAACAAAAUGCAACUAUCCCCAACCUUUUUUUUGUGAGAGAAAUUUUCAAUCUAUUUAUCAAUCACGGCAGUAC